UGAUUGAGACCAGUCAGAUGGGAUCACGUCCAGUUCCCAAAUUCUACCUAAGACCUCAGUUAAUUUUCUUGCUAAUACUGGACCACCAUCCUUAAAAAUCUCAGGAGUAAACCUGUUUGGGCCUGCUGCUCUCCCUCGCUUCAGAUUUCCUAUGGCUUUUACAACUUCGUAAAGAGGCGGAGGACCUAAAUUAACUUGCCAUUCAGGUUGACUGGAGGUCGUGUGAAACCGAAGUGUGAUUGAAGGCCAGUUGAACUGAUCCCUAAAGUGUUCUACCCAUCGAUCCAAUCUCCUGGAUUGAGAAAGUAUAAUGUAUCCGUCUUUUUCUGAGAAAGUUUCGCAACAGUUGAGUUCCUCAUACCGGUUUCCUUAAAAAGUCUGAACAAUUGUUUGCUACUACCUAUAUCCGCUGACCUUUCCAUCUCUCUUGCUCUCAAAAUAUAUAUACAAAUAUAUUUUUGUUGAUAUGGGCUUACUUUUUUUACAUCAAAGGCAUUCUUUAUGUUUGGAAUAAAUUUCAAUGUAAAAUUAAUGUAAUUAACCUAGCUUGGCAUCAUUAUUUGCGCUUGUUAACCCUCGUGAGGAGCUUAGGCCGCCCUACCAGAAUUCUUCCUGGAACUCUGUUCUGAAAAAUCCUUUCCAAUUGCAAUUGAUUCUUUUGAUGUCUGCUUCUGAUCCUCCCUUUCAUUGCAAAUUAGGACAUGCAUCGCGAUUCAGUUUGAUGAUUUCUGCAAUACAUGUCUUAUCCAGCGUCAUUUCCUAAUUUCCUCUUCAUUUAGAAGCUAGUUUGUUCUCUCGCACAGUUGGCUGUUGCUGAUGGUAUCCGGCAUACGGACAUUCAAUACUUUACGUAAACAAUUGUUUAUAAAUACUUGUGCAUUUUUGAUGAUGGUUGUUUUAUUUCUCGAGGUAGAACUGUCUUCACGUUGGUACUAAUAAGCUAGAAAAACGUCAUAGUAUGAUAUCAAAAUAUGAGUAGAGGCUGUCAAAAGUAACUGUUUAAUUUAUUUAAUUCAGUUGAUGAAAAUAUAAUAACUGUCAGUGUUAAUCAGUGCUAUUAACAAUAAAACGUUAUUACACAAUAUUCGAAUGCACUGAACGAACACUUUUGUGGGGAUAACCAAUUUAUCAUAUAACGUCAAACAUCACAAUGCUUUCGUAAAAUUAAGUCCUUUAUUUGCAAGUCUCCUUUCAGUUGUCGUGCACAUACUUCUUCAUUCUUCAUAUUCGAAUGUCGUUGAAAUUCCUCACCGUUUCCUUUUCUGUUUUUUCGUAAUUCAAUCUGAAACGUUUGCUAACAGGCACACUAUUUCAUUUUGGUGUUGCAUACUACUUAUAUCUGUCAAAAUAAGCUGCGUACAUCACGCGUUUAUCCGUUUUUUAAUGGCUGAAUUAAUCAAGUGUGAUUGAAAUGGAUUGAUAUAAACCUCAUAACACCAUACAAUUCAUCACAUUUUAUGCUGUUUGUACAUGCUGAAUGUUCAUCAAAUCCUGGAAUUGUAUGUAGUCAUGAUUAUUUAUUAGUGGAUGAUCGUAUACCUAAUGUUUAUGACGGUAUAAUUAACAAUAUACCAAUAAUUCGUUUUUGUUUAAUCAAUAAUUCCACAUUGAAAACAAUCGCCACAAAGACAAAAACAAAAUUACCAGAAGUAGAAAUGAUCAAUUCAUCAUUAUCUUCUCCUUCUUCGAUCUCCUCUGGAUCCUUUUCAUUGAAUUCAAUAGAUUAUAAUAAAUUAUAUGCACCAGAUGAAUCAUAUUUAGUUGGGCAAAUUUAUGAUCCAAUCAGUAAUGUAUACGGUUUACAGUUUACAUCAAAUUGA
Molecule: messenger RNA, 1820 nt
Organism: Schistosoma intercalatum
Lineage: Eukaryota; Metazoa; Platyhelminthes; Trematoda; Strigeidida; Schistosomatidae
Source: the annotation of a GenBank genome assembly